AUGCCCUCAAACCAACUCCCCCGCCCUCCAUACGACGACGAGAUAUCCAGUCUCCUCCCCCCGAUGCCCACCGACCUCUUCCCCACCUCCAAAUCCGGAAUCCCCAAGAUCCGCCAAUUCUUCGUGGACAUGACGGAGCCCGCCACGGGCGCCAUCCUCUCCGACCCAGACCUCGUCCACACCUCCCGCACCAUCCCCGGACCCGACGGCAACGACCUCACCCUCGCCAUCUUCUCCCUCGCCCACCACAAAACCUCCACUCCCAAACCCUGCAUCCUCCACAUCCACGGCGGCGGCAUGACAGCCGGCGACCGCUUCGCCGGCGUCGACAUGGCCGUGCCGUGGAUAAAGACGCUCGACGCCGUCCUCGUCUCCGUCGAGUACCGCCGUCCGCCCGAGCACCCUUUCCCCGCGCCGGUCGAGGACUGCUACGCGGCGCUGAAAUGGAUCGGCGAGCACGCGGCCGAGCUGGGCAUCGACGCGCGCCGCAUCCUGAUCGAAGGCCAGUCCGCGGGCGGCGGGCUGGCGGCGGCGACGGCGCUGAUGGCGCGCGACAGGGGCGGGCCGGCGCUGUGCGGGCAGGUGGUGGGCGUGGCGAUGCUGGAUGACCGCAACGACAGCGUGUCGGCGCGGCAGUAUGCGGUGGGGGAUGGGAGCGGGAAUUGGACGGGUGAGGCGAAUGCGUUUACGUGGGAGUGUCUGCUUGGGGAGGGGAAGGCGGGCGGGGCGGAUGUUAGUUAUUAUGCGGCGCCGGCAAGGGCGGUGGAUUUGUCGGGGCUGCCGCCGGCGUAUGUGGAUGUGAGCUCGACGGAGCCGUUUCGCGAUGAGGGCGUGGCGUAUGCGUCGGGGUUGUGGCGCGAUGGCGUGCAGGCGGAGUUGCAUGUUUGGCCGGGUGGGCCGCAUGGGUUUGAUGUGAUUGUGCCGGAGGCGGCGAUUGCGAAGAUGUCGGUCCAGACGAGGACGGCUUGGGUUUGCAGGAUGUUGCGGGAGAAGGUUUGA
Molecule: messenger RNA, 999 nt
Organism: Lasiodiplodia theobromae
Lineage: Eukaryota; Fungi; Ascomycota; Dothideomycetes; Botryosphaeriales; Botryosphaeriaceae
Product: Alpha beta hydrolase fold protein
Exons: 1
Coding region: 1-999 (332 amino acids)
Molecular function (GO): hydrolase activity
Source: RefSeq, a predicted model, not a curated record